Messenger RNA from Arabis nemorensis, 1275 nucleotides. The record is from the annotation of a GenBank genome assembly. Lineage: Eukaryota; Viridiplantae; Streptophyta; Magnoliopsida; Brassicales; Brassicaceae.
AUGAGCUCGAAGCGCGACGACGAGACGAUUCCCAUGAGCCAAUCCAGUCCUUACUCUCCCAAAGCCUUAAAGCAUCCCAGAUCUCUCCCUAGAUCGCUCCACUAUCUCUUCCGUGAACAAAGACUCCUAUUCAUCCUCGUCGGGAUCUUGAUCGGAUCCACUUUCUUCAUCCUCCAGCCUUCUCUCUCCCGUUUAGGCGCCGCCGAAUCCACCUCGCUCAUCACCAGAUCUGUUUCCUUGGCUUCCGUGGAUAAUUACACGCCUCCUAAAAUGAGUUUCAAUUACGGCGGAGGCGGUAGUAAGACCGGUCGGGUUCCCGUCGGUAUUGGAGGACGGAGAUUGAGGAUCGUGGUGACCGGUGGAGCUGGAUUCGUUGGUAGUCAUCUCGUUGAUAAGCUUAUCGGAAGAGGAGAUGAAGUGAUCGUGAUUGAUAAUUUCUUCACGGGAAGGAAAGAGAAUUUGGUUCAUCUAUUCUCGAAUCCUAGAUUUGAGCUUAUUCGACACGAUGUUGUUGAGCCAAUUCUCCUUGAGGUCGAUCAGAUUUACCAUUUAGCUUGCCCUGCAUCACCUGUUCAUUACAAGUAUAAUCCAACAAAUGUAAUGGGAACUCUCAAUAUGUUGGGUCUUGCUAAGAGAGUUGGGGCAAAGUUUUUGCUCACCAGCACAAGUGAAGUCUAUGGAGAUCCGCUUGAGCAUCCGCAGAAGGAGACGUAUUGGGGAAAUGUGAACCCAAUCGGUGAGAGGAGUUGCUAUGAUGAAGGAAAGCGUACUGCAGAAACCUUGGCCAUGGAUUAUCACCGAGGUGCAGGUGUCGAGGUUAGGAUUGCUCGUAUUUUCAACACGUAUGGACCCCGAAUGUGCCUUGAUGAUGGGCGUGUUGUUAGUAACUUUGUUGCCCAGACCAUCCGCAAACACCCAAUGACUGUUUAUGGUGAUGGAAAACAAACUCGAAGCUUUCAAUAUGUUUCUGACUUGGUGGAGGGACUUGUAGCUUUAAUGGGUAACGAUCAUGUUGGACCCUUCAAUCUUGGUAACCCAGGAGAAUUCACAAUGCUUGAGCUUGCAGAGGUGGUUAAAGAAGUGAUCGACCCAAGCGCGACCAUAGAGUUCAGACCGAACACAGCCGACGAUCCUCACAAGAGGAAACCAGAUAUAAGCAAAGCAAAGGAACUUCUGAACUGGGAACCAAAGAUCUCUCUGCGAGAGGGUCUGCCUCGUAUGGUCAGCGACUUCCGUAACCGAAUCUUGAACGAAGACGAAGGCAAAGGUCUCUAA